Paramecium pentaurelia is the source of this 2091-nucleotide messenger RNA. The record is from the annotation of a GenBank genome assembly. NCBI's taxonomy places the organism in Eukaryota, Ciliophora, Oligohymenophorea, Peniculida, Parameciidae.
AAUGGUGGACUUAAAUAACUAAAAGUUGAAUACAAAAAUGAAAUUAAUGAUUAAUGAUGAAAUUUAAAAGCUGAAUAAUUGGAAGAUUUAAAUUGAAGAGGCUAAGAACUAGACUACAAAUAUAUAUAAUUCUUUGAUUUCUAGCAUUGAUGAUUGGGUUGCUAAUAUUAAAGAAUAAGAAUUUUCAAUAGAGAAUAAGAAAUUUUUAGAUGUAUUAGAUGAGAUGAGUGAUAAUGAGGAAAAUUGGAUCAAAAAUAAAAUAUUCUAAAUAGUUUCCUAAAUGAUAUUAAUUGAUUCCUAUACUCAUAAAAGACUUUAGAUUUAAUUCAAUUAAUUGAAUACAAUUCUUAAUAACUUUGCUAUGAACAAUUAAUUUAAUGAAAUAUUUUCUUAAAACAUGAAUAUAUUUUGGGAUUCAUACAAAUCAACUGACCAAUACCCUAAAAAACUAUAAAAUGUAUUUAUUUAUAAUUAUUUAGAACUUUGAAAAUGUUAUUUGUAAAUCCCAUAAUUUACCUGUCAGUUCAUUAAAUAUUUAAAAAAAUAUUCCAUUGGAUUAACGAGUUAACUGUAGGAAAUGUAAAGGUAAAGGUGAAUCAAUAGAGGAAUUUAUAAAAAACUUGGAUUAGUACUUUGUAGAUCAGAGUAAACAGUUAUAAUCUAAUUCUCGUAAAUUUAAAAAAGUAAUUUAAAAAAAUUGGCUAGAUUUGAUAAAAGAACUUUAAUAUUCAUUUUUCUCAUAAUUAAAUGAAUUGACAUUCUCACUUUUAAGUGAAGAAUAAAAAUUAAUUAUAGAGUUCAUAUGCCAAUUAUCAAAAUAACAUAGUUUUUAAAUUAAAGAUUUCUAAGAUUUAUGCUUAGUAUUAAGUCAAAAGGAUUAAUCUAUUAUACAAUUUCAAAUAGGUAAUUAAUAGGGUAGAAUACUUGAGUUUGUAAAAAAUUUAAUAACAAAAUUAUCGACUGAAAUGAAAAAAAUUAGAGAAUAACAUUUAAAAAUUUAAAAAAAAAAUAAUUCAUAAUCAAAAGAUAUUGAAAUGUAAAUUUAAAGAUAAGUAUAUUGGAAAGAAUUGCCUUAAAAUACUAUGUGGUUUGAUCUUAAUACUAAACCAAAUUGUGUAUUAAUUACUAAAUUAGAUUAAUUACUGUUAAGAGGUAUUAAUAAUUGUAUUGAAAUAAAUUAUUUUAAAAAUUAAAACUUGAAGAAAAUACUAUGGUUACCAAAAAAACAAUAUGUAACUUGUUUUGUUGAUUGUUAAGUCCAAAACUCAUUUAUAGUUGGCUAUAAUGAUGGGAAAUUGUAAUAUUGGACAAUAUUAAAGCCAUAACUAUAACUGAAUAUUUAUAACAAUAUUGAAUAAUAGAAUCAAAAUUUAUCAAAUGUUCACUAAGAAUCGCCACAAUAUCAUAAUCACACAGAUAAAAUUAAUUUUAUGAUUUUUUAAAAUGAAAAUUAAUAUUAAAAAUACCUAUUCUCAGCAAGUUCUGAUGGCUUAAUAAAUUAUUGGGAAUUGAAAUUAUAUAAUAAUCGAAUAUAUUUCCAAUAUUCGCUUAAGAAACACGAAAAAUCAGUGAUAGGAUUAGCUUUAAAUUAAAAUUAAUAAACUUUAGCAUCAUGUGGGGAAGAUAACAAAAUAAUAAUUUGGACUAAAAAUUAUUAGUAGAAAACUUAAGAUUAAUAAGAUUGGUAGUUUAAAUAUAUAAUUAAGUAAUCUAUUGAUAACUUUGGGAAAAAAAUAUCAUUUUUAACUUAAGAUAUUCUCAUUUUGGUAUCAGAAUAUGUUCAUGUUUUUUAAUUAAAAUAAGACCUAUUUGUAGAGUAAAAAUAAAAAAAGAUCAAAUUAUUUCCAAGUGCAAAUGAUAAUUUUGAUUUUCCAAUUUCCCAUAUUUAAAAUGGUGUAGUAUGUUUUGGUCAUAGUUAACAUGUGUAUAUAGUAUCACUUUCUAAAAAUCAGGAGAUAAACCUGUCAUCAGAUCCAAUAGGUAAAAAUAAAUCGAGUAGAUUGGAUCAUUGUUGUGGAGCACUAAGUAGUGAUAGUAAAUCUAUAGUAAUUUGGACACCUUAUUGUCAAAUAUAUGAAUUAUUUUAUUGAG